AUGACGUUGCGGGUGGCGAGCGCGGGCGCGAUCUUGGUCCCGCACCCGGAUAAGGCGGACAAAGGGGGCGAGGACGCGUGUUUCGUCCUCAAGCAGAGCGGUGCGUUCGGUGUUUUUGAUGGCGUCGGGGGAUGGGCGGAGGAAGGGGUGGAUCCCGCGGAGUAUAGCGAGAAAUUUGCCGAAAAGAGCGCGCAGAGCGUGUUGCGGGGGACGAGAGAUCCGGUGGCGGUGAUGAAGGACGCGCACGACGAGACGCAGGUGAUCGGAUCGUGCACGGCGUGCAUCGCCAUGUUGAAGGAUGGAAACAUUCUGGAUGUGGCGAAUCUUGGCGACGCUGGGGCUCUGGUCGCUCGGGAGGGCGAGGUGGUGUACCAAACGUCUCCUCAACAGCACGAAUUCAACCUGCCGUAUCAGCUCGGUUGGGCCAAGGUGUAUCCCGAAGGCGAUCGACCCGAGGCCUCGGAACGAUCGGAGAUAUCACUUUCGCCGGGAGAUGUUUUAGUGUUGGGAUCGGACGGGCUUUGGGAUAACGUUCCGCACGCCGAGGUCGCCGCUCUGUGCGCCGAACACAACGGCGACGCCGAGGAGUGCGCCGAGGCGAUCGCCACUUUGGCGUUCGGUUACUCGUGUGAUCCGGAGUACGACUCCCCUUUUACGCAGCAAGCGAGGGCAGUGGCAGAAACGAGGCCAGAGUGGGGUGACAGGAGAAGUAUUAUCGGAGGAAAGAUGGACGAUAUAGCCGUCGUCGUCGCGUUCAUUGAUUCAGAACGCACGCUUAGUUAG
This is a messenger RNA of Ostreococcus tauri, 783 nucleotides long. RefSeq names its product Protein phosphatase 2C (PP2C)-like domain. The coding region runs from base 1 to 783 and encodes 260 amino acids. The record is from RefSeq and is a predicted model, not a curated record. NCBI's taxonomy places the organism in Eukaryota, Viridiplantae, Chlorophyta, Mamiellophyceae, Mamiellales, Bathycoccaceae. The transcript has a single exon.